UAGUAUUAAACCGGGCGGGCGCCAGUACCAGGAUGAGGAAGUGGAACUUCCAAACUUGUUUCUUUUGGACUUCCCGGCUAACAUGAUAGAACUACUUUCACUUCUUCAAAUUUGCCUUUGUAAUCGUAAACACUUGUGGAAAGAAGCUCGGCGAUGUCGAGCUGGUGUCGGAGCGCCUUCGGGGUAGUCGGUCGAGUCGAGCCGCUCGUCGUGCUCGAGCAGCUGGGCACCUCGUUGUUCGACACAGCUCUGCUCAUGGUGGUCAAGGACCGGUACGCCGACCCCACUCACCCCGGAACUGGUGCUCGUCUCUCCGGGGAGGACGAGCAGCAGAAAGCCAUAUCGGAUUUCUACAUGGUCACCAACCUCAUCGCCCAGCUGACGCCCAUCGUGCCCGCUCUCCUUCUCGCCAAGGCGGGGGACCGCGGGUGGAGGCGAGUCCCCGUCGUAGUGCCCUUGUGCGGGUACCUGCUGUCUAGCGUCGCCCUCCUCCUGGUGGUUCUGUUAGGGCUGCCCAUCCAGGUGAUGUUCGGGGCGGCGGGUAUCCUGGGGAUCACCGGCGGGUUCUGCGCUUACUGGCCCGGCGUCAUGACAUUGGCGUCCCUCGCUUCCAACACGGAGAAUCGCUCUCAGGUAAUGAUGAGAGUGGAGCUGAUGUACGGAGCGGCAGGUCUGCUGGGCAGUCUGCUGUCCGGUCAUGUGUUCCUGCUGUACAGUUCCAGAGUUGGACACGGUACUGUCCUACUCUGUGUCUGCACGCUUCUCCACUUGCUGAGCCUCAUGCAUUCCACUGUGCUGUUGCAGGUAAGGGAAGCAUCAAGUCAGCCCGAUGAGAGCAGCGCCCUCCUCCCUCACGCCUCCAACGGUGUUCCCUCCGAAACGUCUUCAAGGAAGAACACCGUGAACGUGGUUCUGCUCUUCUCCGCUGCUAUCUUGUACGGGUCGGCCGUGGGCGGAGCCGUUGAGAUCCUGGCCAUCUUUGUGAUAAAAGAGCCGCUCCAAUGGAACGCUGCCCAGGUGGGUUAUGGGAAUGCAGCGGGCUUUGUGAUCUUCCUUACCAGUUUCCUUGGCGCCGUUGCAUUUCGCCGCUGCGUGAGCGAUGUGGCGCUCAUCCUCAUCGGCAUGCUUUCGUUCGCGACUGGAAUCUACUUCAUGUCCUUCGUCAUCGCAUCCUACAUGUUCUACAUCGCUCGCUCACUUGGCCUCUUUGGUCUCAUCCCUCUGCCUACAAUCAGAUCACUACUCUCGCAGCAGGUUCCGUCAUCCCUGUGUGGCAUCACUCUGACCACCCUCCAGCUGGCUCUGAGGCUUGCAGCGCUCGCGUACAUCCCUGUCUUCACUAAACUCUACCAGAGAACACUAGGCUGGUUUCCAGGCUUCGUCUUCACGCUCUCGAGCGUUGUGGCCGUUCUGGGAAUGAUACCCAUCAGCGUCGUGGGAUGCAGGUGGUCUAGGCACAGAGAUUCCGAAGAGACAGGGGCGACGACUGAGGUGCGCAAUGCGGAUGAGGACGACUAAAAAGCACAUCCUAAAAAGAUAGAAUCGCAAACACUGCUGAAAAGGAAGUGCAGGAAACAAUGAGGCAACCAGUUCACGAUGUACCCCACCAAUCACCUCAUCUAAAAUGGCAUUGAAUCCAGCUAUUAUUAUUAGCUCUCAGUGCCUUUCAACCUGAGCACCCCAGUGCACUUAGCAACAGUCGCCAUGACGCCAGCAGGCGGUGUCUCUCCCUGACUCUAUCCUUCAUCACGUGGUGGAAAUGGCCUGCGCGGCAAUGGCGCUCUCAAAGUCACCACUAAGAAGAAGCGAAUACAAGCAGAGUGUCAGUGCGGCAAAUCAAAGUGACUGAAUUUAUCCUCGGAUCGUUUUUCAUUUCCCCAAAAUGGAAUUAAUGUGUUCUGUCAGCCGAGAAAACAGCAUUAGUUUACCGCAUUUUGAUGCUGCGUGAUCUGUUUAUGUAGUAAAGAUGAGCCAGCUUUCCUAUUUAUAGAUUAAAUGUGUCUUGAUGUUCAAUUAUUCUUUACAGGUAAAUGUGACUAAUGAAAACAAAGGCAGACAAUGACCCAAAUGCACUCGCAAAAUCACGAACUAAAACCCUCCACCAGUAAUGUCUUUACUAAGUAAGAAUAUUUGAAUGUAUUUGGUCAGAUUUACGAUCAUUUGAGAUUUGUAUUUUUUUUUUUUUUUUGCAGUCUUUAAUACAUGAACAUCCAUCCAUCCAUCCAUUUUCUUUGCUGCUUAUCCUUACUGGGGUUGCGGGGAGUGCUGGAGCCUAUCCUAGCUGUCAAUGGGCAGGAGGCGGGGUACACCCUGAACUGGUUGCCAGCCAAUCACAAGGCACAUCGAAACAAACACCCGCACUCACAAUUACACUGUGGGCCAAUUUACAGUGUCCAAUUAAUGUUGCAUGUUUUUGGGAUGUGUAUGUGUGUGCCGCCCUAUAACAGUAUAUGAUAUAUAAUUUUAAAACACUUGUUACACUUAUUUGGAUAUAUUAUCUACAAUAUCUAACUAAUAGCUAAUUCUAUUCGAGUCGUUACUUUUGUAUUAUUCAUUGAACCUUCGAACCAGUGGUGGAACAACUCAGAUUCCUUCCUCAGGUUUGAGGGAAAGAUAGUUCAAUAUUCAAACAAUAACCCAAAAUAGGUGGAAAAUAAAGCUAAACCCUCAAAAAGAUUAUUCGCAUUUCAUUUAAAACCAUUUUGAUGUCAAGAAAUCGCCACUCUUGAACUGUAGAACUCAAUUUACAUUGUUUUUUUAUGGCCAACAUUGAGUCAAAAGCGAACAAAUCGAAAAGAUGGAACAAAUGAAAACAUAUGCAGCUCGCUGUAGGCCAUAGUGUGUUCCAGUAAAUAUGCUUAAAUAGGGUGCACCCUCAGUCAGCAUCAAUUGGAGACUUGUCCAAGGUGCCCCCUUCUCCCCUUGAACCUGAGAUAGACUUUAUCUCACCCGCAACCCUAAUGAGGACACUCGCUCCAGAAAAUGGAUGGAUGCACGUUACGCACAUGACAAGGGCC
Messenger RNA from Syngnathoides biaculeatus (alligator pipefish), 3017 nucleotides. Its product is annotated as solute carrier family 46 member 2. NCBI's taxonomy places the organism in Eukaryota, Metazoa, Chordata, Actinopteri, Syngnathiformes, Syngnathidae. Gene Ontology annotation, molecular function: transmembrane transporter activity. Gene Ontology annotation, biological process: transmembrane transport. Gene Ontology annotation, cellular component: membrane. The coding region runs from base 154 to 1518 and encodes 454 amino acids. The transcript has 9 exons. The record is from RefSeq and is a predicted model, not a curated record.